UGUCCGGUCGUUUUCGUUUACGAUGUUGGCACCGACUGGCCCACGGUCAGUUGCCUCAUCAAUGACCACUCGUCGGUCUGCAAGGGCGGGUUUUAUGGGCUCAGCCAUUCACCUCCCCGCUGCGACACACACGACGCACAACAAACGCUCAGCCCUCCGCAGCUCGCUCCUGAGAGCUCGGGGGUCAAUAACAGUAAUCGCAAUGACAAAGUCAUCGCGGGCGGUAGCAAACGGAGAAAAAAGGAGGAUCAAAGAAAACAGGAGCUCGAGAACGACGAGUACACCGAGGAUGUACAACCCAUAUCCGUCAGGUGCCGCGGAUGUCAGAAGGCCAUCAGCCUCGACAAGCGCUCCAGGUACUAUCCUGGACUAUGGAUCAAGCACAGGGGUAAAUGCCCGGGCAUCCUCAAGAUAGAG
This is a messenger RNA of Suillus plorans, 417 nucleotides long. RefSeq lists its product as uncharacterized. The transcript has a single exon. The record is from RefSeq and is a predicted model, not a curated record. The annotation marks the transcript as partial. Lineage: Eukaryota; Fungi; Basidiomycota; Agaricomycetes; Boletales; Suillaceae.